UUCCUAUCCGGUGGUGCACUUCCGGUCCAGAAUGUAAACUUCCGGUGCUGCAGCAAUACCUUCCCGCCAAUGGGGAACCCAUCCUUGCAGCGCACUGACUGAAGGUAAUACAAGAGAAAUAGCCACCAGGUGUCACACAGUAUAAUGUCCCACGAUGUCCUGGGGGGUUACAGUGUAAUAGUUACGGUGUAUUCCGUGAUUUUACCGGCUUAGACUCCUGGGUAGGACGGGAUAAAGGUUCCGGGGUCACUGGGUUCCAUGGGGAAAGUGGUAAAAUAAGUUACUGUACAUAAAGGGAUGCCAGAUUUUUACCUUAUAUUGAAGUGCCUAGAAAUCCUGUGGGUCACCUAGAAGCCAUGGGAGCUGUGUAUACAAACUGUUUGAUGUAAAGUAGUAAAAGUGGUAUGUGACUGAUUUAUUGGCUGGAUCUAUUUACGUUCAUACCUAUUGUUUGCAACUUGAAAAUUUAUUUUUGCUCCAAAUUUAUUUUUUAUCAACAGUUCAGUCCACAUUUAGCUAAUGAAAACAUGCAUGCUUUUGUUUUUGGCUAUAUGAAAAAACAGCUUGCAAAAUUUUCAGAACAGCAGCCUUUGCUAGCCCUCCCUUAUCAGCCUGUCUUUGGUAAUAAACCAAUGAGAGGUAUCUCAGUGAGACACACGUUCACGUUUCUUAUUUUAUCAAUGAGCUGUAGUAUAGAUGCCAAUUUCUACUGCAUUAGUUUAAAUGCCUAAACGAUAGAUUAGAUUUAGAUGCCUCCCAAUCAUCUAGAUUUCGACGGGACAGUCCUGAAUUUCUAGCCCUGUUCCCCUGUCCUGACUCCUCCUUUUGUGGAUACCAGGAAUCUGUCCAAAAAAAGUAUAAAGUGAGCGCAUCUUUAAACGUGUAUCUUUAAACGCAUCUUUAAACGCCCUGCCUUCAGUGGGAUGCAUGAUUGCAGACAGCCUGACUUCCAUUCACGCCCAGUUUUUUAGCCUGUCGCACAGUUGCCUUGCUUGUCCACCCCAUUUACCUCUUGACUCCAGACUUUGCUUAUAGAGAAUCAGCACUUCCUUUGACAUUAAGGUUUAGCAUGGCUCCUCACACCUUCCCAAAGUACUGGUAGAACUGGUGGCAAAGAUCAGUACACAAGGGAUUAACAUCUUCCAUGGUCUGGACAAUAUUCUUCUCCGACAAAGAAUCUAUUCUGGAACACAGACAUUUGACAUUAACGAUUCUUAAAGAUUAUGAAUGGAUUAAAACACUAGAAGAGUCAUCUCAUGAUGACUCAAGAGCUGGUUCACUUGAGAACAAGGUUAAUCAUGACCACAGCUACAGUGUUCCUCUCAAUAGAGGAGUCUUCACAUCCAAUUUAAGAUCAGUUGGAUCUCUGUCUCUAGCAUGUGAGUCUCCUGGGUUCUCUUUCAUCCAAAAUACGCCUUACCAGGUGGGCUCAGUGGAACAUGAGGAUACCUCAAAGAUCCUUCCUGGAUCACUACAAAAAACAGUGCCUAGAACAUGAGAUUCCUGUUUCCCAGCAGGUGAAAUUUGCUCUCCAAUGGUGGUUAGUGUAGGAUUACAUCUUUAAUGGAUAUUCGUUGAAUGAAGAUUCCUGGAAAAUAAUCAUGACUGAUGCCCGGCAGACAGCAUUGUGUGCCUAUCUGUUUUCCUAUCUGUUUUUUUGUUCAAGUGGAGACUUUAAUACAAGUAAGCUGCCAUGACAACGUUUUGUCUACUAACAUUCACUAACAAAACUUAACAAAGACCACUGUCAGUGGGCGAAACAUCAUGGCGGUUUGCUUAUAUUAAAGUCUACACUUGAGGACAUUUUGUGUGCCUGGACCCUUUGUGUAUUUUUCUGGACAGUUUGUAAAUAUUCACAAUUUCUGAGUUUGGUACACCAAUUUAUUACUUCAAUUAAAUAGUCUGGCAUGAGAGCUAUCCUUGUCUAUUCAAGUCUUUCCUCUAGUUCCUCUAAUAUUUCCUCUUCUCAAGAGACUACAGAGGAAAAAAAAGUAAAACUGAUUGUCAUAAUUCUGUGUUGGCCUCUGUCAUAAUUCUGUGUUGGCCUCAGAGACCAUGGCUUCCAAUCCUUUUGCCUCUGUCUCAAGAACCUCUAUUGGAACUACCUGUCAGCAAAGAUUUCCUAUUUCAGGGCCCAAUAAUUCAUGAGAGUCCUCAAAGUCUCCGUCUGAUGGCCUGGAAUUUGCAAAGUUGGGUCCAAAUAGCUUCAUGCCAGGAAGAGAUCUAUAUCUUUGGCUUACAAUAGAGCUUGGAAUGUUUUUUUGGAAUGGGUCUUGGUAAAUUACAUCUCCCUCUCCUGUCCAACAGUGAAUAUUGUCAUGACAUCCCAAGCUGGAUUUAAAAAAGCCUGUCACUCUAAGGGACACUAUAGUCACCAGAAUAUCUACAGUUUAAUGUAUUCUAGUGAGUAUAGUCAGUCCAUGCAGGCUUUUUGCAGUAAACACUGUCUUUUCAGAGAAAUGGCCACUCAUCAGAUGACUACUAGAGGUGCUUAAUGGAUCAGUGUUGCACAUUGUGCAGCACUGACCUUGUGUCUCCACCCUCUGCAUGGAGACACUGAAUAUUCCUCAUAGAAAUGCAUUGAUGCACUUUCUGCUGUCAUGAGAGUAAGUAAGGGCUCUCUGUCAAGCUCAGACCUGUAGAAUCAUUCAUCCACUCAUAUGAUUUGCCAUUGCUUCUGUAGUGGAUCCCCCAUUUGACCCUCCGGAAAAGGUUCUGAUAAACAUUCUGUCCUGGAAACUGGUCCUGCUGGUGGCUCUUUUCUCUGGGUGCAGUGUUUCUGAAAUCUAAGCCUUUCCUGCGAAACUCUAUUACUUAAUUCCAGGAAGAGAGAGUGAUACUCAGAACAGUUCCAUAUUUCAAACCUAUGGUGAUUUCUUCCCUCCACAUCAAUUAAGAGGUUAUCCUUCCAGCAUUGUUCCCUCUUCCAACUUCGGGAAGGGAGUUUAGGUGGCAUAAUCUGGAUUUGGUUAGAGCUCUCUCUAAUUACAUUAAAAGGACAUCCUUAUGGAUGAAGUUGACUUUUUCUACUCCAUUCAGGCCUCACAGUAAGAACUAAAUAAGCUAUAAACGUAGAUAGACUGUAAGCUUGUUUGAGCAGUCCUCUUCAACCUAUCAUUCCUGUAAGUUUUUUGUAAUUGUCCUAUUUAUAGUUAAAUCCCCCCUCUCAUAAUAUUGUAAAGCGCUGCGGAAUCAGUUGGCGCUAUAUAAAUGGCAAAUUUUAAUAAUAAUAGACUGACCGCCCAUAUAUACAUGACACCUAAGUAAUUCUAAAAAAUUUGAAACCCUUGGCAUAGCACUAUUUUUUUUUUUGAGCAAAUCUCGUGAAGUAAUACUACCCUUCUUCCUAUUCUACCUUGAUUGAUGUUACAGUGGUCUUGUCAUACCUCCUCUCCACUACCUCCCCCCUCCCCCCCAGUCAUUCUCCUGGUACUCAGCCUGGGCAUAGCCCUUAAUAUAUUACAUUAUGUUCUCUAUGCCGGCCCACAACUUUGCAUGUAUCCUUCACAAUUCUUCAUAAUGAUUUAAUUUAUUCGGUUUGCAAUCAUUCCUUACAAAGAGAUAAUUCCCUCCUCCUUUCCCUGCCAUUUGUUAAAGGAACACUAUAAUCACCUAAAUUACUUUAGCUAAAUAAAGCAGUUUUAGUGUAUAGAUCAUUCCCCUGCAAUUUCACUGUCAUUUGUCAUUUAGGAGUGAAAUCACUUUGUUUCUGUUUAUGCAGCCCUAGCCACACCUCCCCUGGCUAUGAUUGACAGAGCCUGCAUGAAAAACUGGUUUCACUUUCAAACAGAUGUAAUUUACCUUAAAUAAUUGUAUCUCAAUCUCUAAAUUGAACUUUAAUCACAUACAGGAGGCUCUUGCAGGGUCUAGCAAGCUAUUAACAUAGCAGGGGAUAAGAAAAUCUUAAUUAAACAGAACUUGCAAUAAAGAAAGCCUAAAUAGGGCUCUCUUUACAGGAAGUGUUUAUGGAGGGCUGUGCAAGUCACAUGCAGGGAGGUGUGACUAGGGUUCAUAAACAAAGGGAUUUAACUCCUAAAUGGCAGAGGAUUGAGCAGUGAGGCUGCAGGGGCAUGUCCUAUACACCAAAACUGCUUCAUUAAGCUAAAGUUGUUCAGGUGACUAUAGUGUCCCUUUAAGUUUUCAAUAUACUACCAUUACUGUUACUAGAUAUGUUAUUGACACACGUUUAAAUAAAACAGACCAGGCAUAAUCCCAUAAAUAGAAGAGAGUACUACAUAUUUUGUUAAAUUUGAAUGCACAGGGCUGUGGAAUUUAUAUUGCAGAGGACUUUGGUUCCACGGGAGCUUGACAGAAAGUUGUUGUUCGUUUACACGUAAAUUGCAUCCACCCAGUACACACCACACACACUUUACAUGCAGCCAGCACACUCCACACAUUAUAUACAGACACACAGCCAGUAUCACCGCACACACAUGACACACAGCCAGUAGACGGUGAGACACUUUGGGUGAUUCACUAAACUAAGAAUUUUUACAAAAUGAAACCAAAUGGCAAAACUCUGGCAAAUGUUGGGACUAAUUGAGAGUUAGAGAAUUUUACCAGACCAGUUGUUUUUGCCUCCUUUUUACCAUUCAGAUUUAAUUUGUGAAAAUUGAGAGAUUAGCACACAGUCCUGUCAAUACCCAGGAUUCUUAGCAGGGACUCCAAUCUUUGUAAUUGAAAUGAUUUUGUGUCAGGACAAGUAGAUUGUCAUGAUUGACAAGUAGACUGGACUGCCACUUUAGUCCCUUGGACAAGUAGAUUAUUUCUUAAAAAUAAAACAUUCACACUUCUGAAUGCAUCAUACAUGAAAACUAAUUUGAUUUUUAUAGAAAUGCAUUGCAUCAUCUUCCCACAAUAGAGUACUUCCUGUAGCUGCAUGGCCUUUCUCAGUGCAAUGGAGACCUCUUUGAUACAAAGUUGCAGUUGCAGAAUUGAUCAAAACACUAAUGCCAUGUACAUCAGCCAUGUCAAACCCGUGGCCCACUGGCAGCAUGCGGCCCAUAACUAAUAUUUAUGCGGGCCGUGGCGUGGGAGUGCUGAGUAUAAGCUCUCUCUGCUCAGCUCCCCUCAUUGAUGCUGAUCUUGGAACCGGAGUAUGAUGCUGGUACUGGAGUCGCAAUGUGGCUGUCUGUGUGUAUAGGUGUAUGGCUGUCUGUAUGUAUAGAUGUAUGGCUGUGUAUUUGUAUGGCUGGCUAUGUGUGUGUAUGGCUGUGUAUGUGUCUGGCUGUCUGUGUGUAUAAGUGUAUGACUGUGUUUAUGGCUGUGUGUGUCUGUCUGUGAGUAUAGGUGUAUGGCUGUGUGUGUGUCUGUGAGUGUAUGUGUGUGUCGGAGUGAUUCUAUGUGUCUGUCAGUGAGUGUGUCUCAGUGAGUCUAUGUGAGGGUUUCAAGGAGUAAUGAGAGGAUCUGCUUUUUUAAGGUGCGGAUGGGGCCAUUGGGGGUAUGCCAGAGGCGGGACUCCGGACACUGCUUGUUGGCUGUUUUUUAAACGGGCAGGGGUUUAGUAGAUGGGGGGGAGGGAGGGACUGGGAUAUAGUAGAUGAGGGGGGCUAAGAUUUAGUAGACAAGGGUGGGACUGGGAUUUAGUAGAUGGGACGACGACUGGGGUUUAGUAGAGGGUUUUUUUUUUUUGCGGCCCACAUAAACUUAAACCUUGUUUAUGUGGCCCUUGCUAGCCUUUGAGUUUGACAUGCUUGAUGUACAUAAUUUUGAGUUCCUGUUAAAUAAGAACGAAAGACAUAAGUAACGAAAGGCUUAGUUGCUUUGUUGUCUGUUUCCCGUUGAAAAUAAAAUCUGCAUUUGGUUGUGUGCAACACACCAGGAGCUUAACCCCUUCCCGACCGAGGACGGUUCAGGACCGUCAUCGGCAUUUUUGGCUUGCCGACCGAUGACGGUCCUGAACCGUCCUAACGGUCUGAGCUACUUACCUGAUCGCCGUCGUUCCCCCGACGGCGAUCAGCGUGGCUCCGGUUGUGGGGAGACUGCCUGCAGCCCAGACAGUCUCCCCACGCUGAAUUAGGACCCCUGUGGCCAUGUGAUCGCUCAACACAGCGAUCACAUGGUCACAAUAGGUGUCCAUGUGUCUGCCUGCAGGGGGACUGUCUGUGCUGACAGGCAGUCUCCCUGCUAGUGUAAAAUCAAAAAAAAAAAUAAAGUUAGUGUUAAUUAAAAAAAUAAUAUUAAUUAUAUAUGUGUAUAUAUGAUAUAUAGACAUAUAUUAUAUCUAUAUAAUAUAUGUCUAUAUAUCAUAUAUAUAUAUAUAUAUAAUGUCAUACUAAGUGUAUUUUUAUAUUAAUAUAUACUUAUAUUAAUAUAAAAAUACACUUAUAAUUAAAUUACACAUGUGUAUAUAUAUAUAUAAUAUAUAAUAACUAUAUAUAUAUUGUGUAUAUAUAUAUAUAUUAUUAUAAAAUAUAAAUAAUAAGUAAUUUAAAUUAAAUAAUUUUUUUAAAAUAAUAAUAAAAAUUUGAAAAAAAUUAUAUCUAUAUGAAAUUUUAUUCUAACUGUAUUUUAAAAUUAAUAUAUAUAUAUUUAUAUCAAAAUACACUUAGAAUGAAUUUGUGUAUAUAUAUAUAUCUAUGUAUAUAUAAAUAAAAAUAAUACGAAAUAUACAUAUGUCCAUAUACAAAAUUACAUAAUUAUAUAAAUAUACACGUAGACUUAAACUAUAUAAAUAUGCAUAUAUAUUUAAAUUCUACGUGCGUAUUUAUGUAAUAUUUUUACAUAAUUCAGUAAUUUUAUUGAUUGCAAUUUGAGGGACCUGCCUGCCAACCCAGGCCGAAAUUCCAGAGAAUUUAAUUUGCUAGCACUGUAUUUUACCCUGUAACGUUCUACGACACCCUAAAACCUGUACAUGGGGGGUACUGUUUUACUCGGGAGACUUCGCUGAACACAAAUAUUAGUGAUUCAAAACAGUAAAACAUAUCACAGCGAUGAUAUUGUCAGUGAAAGUGACUUUUUUUGCAUUUUUCACACACAAACAGCACUUUUACUGAUGAUAUAAUUGUUGUGAUACGUUUUCCAGUUUUUAAACACUAAUAUUUGUGUUCAGCGAUGUCUCCCGAGUAAAACAGUACCCCCCAUGUACAGGUUUUAUAGCAUUUUUGAAAGUUACAAGGUCAAAUAUAUGGGUCAAAUAUUUUUACAUUGAAAAUGGCCAGGUUGGUUACGUUGCCUUUGAGAGCGUAUGGUAGCCCAGGAAUGAGAAUUACCCCCAUGAUGGCAUACCAUUUGCAAAAGAAGACAACCCAAGGUAUUGCAAAUGGGGUAUGUCCAGUCUUUUUUAGUAACCACUUGGUCACAAACACUGGCCAAAAUUAGCGUUCAAUUUAGUUUUUUUACUUUUUUCACACACAAACAAAUAUGAAUGCUUACUUUGGCCAGUGUUUUCGACUAAGUGGCUACUAAAAAAGACUGGACAUACCCCAUAUUGAAUACCCUGGGUUGUCUACUUUAAAAAUAAUAUGUACAUGUGGGGUGUUAUUCAGAGAUUUAUGACAGAUAAUAGUGUUACAAUGUCACUAUUGAUAAAUUUUAAAAAUGUAUGUUUUGAAACCGCAAUAUCCUACUUGUACCUAUAGCCCUAUAACAUGCAAAAAAAAGCAAAAAAGCACGUAAACACUAGGUAUUUUUAAACUCAGGACAAAAUUUUUAAUCUAUUUAGCAGUUUUUUUCAUUCGCUUUUGUAGAUGAGUAAAAGAUUUUUCAAGUAAAAGUCAAAAAACAUGUAUUUUUUUUCAAUUUUUCAUCAGAUUUUUGUAUUUUUUUUCAAUUAAAAUACAUGAGAUUAUAUAAAUAAUGGUAUGUAAAGAAAGCCCCUUUUGUCCUGAAAAAACAAUAUAUAAUUUGUAUGGGAACAGUAAAUGAGAAAGCGGAAAAUUACAGCCAAACACAAACACCACAAAAGUGUAAAAAUAUGCCUGGUCGCAAAUGUACAACAUUGCAAAAACAGUCCAGUCCUUAAGGGGUUAAAGAGUUACUUUAAGCACCAUAACCACUUAAGUAAUUUGAAGUAGUCGUGGUGCCUGGAAUCUAUAUGUGCAGAUGAAAAUGUUGUGCGUAGUUGUAUGCACAGAAUGUCAUACAUUGGCUGAGAGCAAUCAGCCAGUGAAUGCUCAUUAGUACUGGGAUACGAUUUCUGCAACUGCCAGAGCUGUAGUUAAACCUGCUUCAGAGCGAGUCAGUACAGAAAUGUUCACUGUGUGUUUAUAUACAUGUUCUUCAUUCAGGGUAAUGUCCAUCAUUGUGAGGAAUGUGCAACGAGUGGUCAGUGUCCGUAGGACUCCCAUACGGCUUAGCCUGGAGAUUGCCAGAAGUUGCCUUGGAGUGAAAUGCUUUGACAUUGCUGUGAUCUGUGCAAGCAAUGCCAAGAUGAGGAGAAUCAACAGCAUAUAUAGAGGGAAGGAAACAGCCACAGAUGUACUUUCUUUCCCGUUUUAUGAGGUACAUGUAAACUCAUAUUUCUAUUAAGGAGAGGUAACCUCAUUUGUGUGUCCUCUGUGAGCUGACAUGCCAUUCUACACCAUCUAGAAAAAAAUACUAAUCCCAGAAACUGUACGUCUAGGACCAAUGUCCAUUUCCAUAAGAAAUGUCAGUCCUGUUGUCAUAUUAGGAUAUUUUACCCAGCUGAAGCAGAGCUUGUAAGGGUAAAGCCAUUUCCCCAGGGGAAGUAGGAUUGGUUCACACUCAAACUGAAUUUGCAAUAUUUUAGUAAAAAUCAUCAAGUAGUAAAAUGUCUCCACCUAACUUGGAUCUUCUGGCAUAAAGUUUUUGCUUUUUAAUUAUUUAUAAUUCACUGCUUCUCAAAUACAAUCUGUGAUAUAAGAAGGUGUAAGAAAUUAAAGACGCAGUGUACUACCUCCUGAGACCGACAUACUCUGUUUUCCUACACAAGGUAGCGCUCCACUCCGCUAUCCCGACUGGCAAUUUUUUUCAGUCCACUAUGGCAGACUGCCACUGAGAAACAAUAUUUACCAUGGAAAAACAAGCACACUUCUGCAACAAGAUUUUGUAUGUUUAAAUACAGUCUACUGAUAUCUAUGAUAAUUGUUCCUUAUUUAUGACAUUACCCCAAAAGGGUCAUACAAUAUAUAAAGAGCGUGGAGAGAAUACUUACUAAAACAACCUCAAAACAAUUUAGGGUGCUACUCCUUAAAAGUACUCCCUCAAAUACCAAUACAAUAAAUGAUCAAUAAUAAAGAAUGCACACCUUAUAUUUAUUAAAUACAAUCCAUAUACAAACUAAUCACAAAAAACAUAACAGUGACUUACUAGGCAAUCAAUAUCCAAAAAUAUAUUUACCACAUUCAUCAAGCCUACAUGGGCAGAAACACGAGUCACAAAAAAAAACCCCAAACGUUUUGGCUCCUCCUGGUAGCCUUUAUCAAGGGUAUCUAAGCUGUAGUUAAACCUGCUUGAUAAAGGCUACCAGGAGGAGCCGAAACUUUGGGGGUUUUUUUGUGACUCGUGUUUCUGCCCAUGUAGGCUUGAUGAAUGUGGUAAAUAUAUUUUUGGAUAUUGAUUGCCUAGUAAGUCACUGUUAUGUUUUUUGUGAUUAGUUUGUAUAUGGAUUGUAUUUAAUAAAUAUAGAUUGAUACUUGGUAUUACAAGGUGUGCAUUCUUUAUUAUUGAUCAUUACCCCAAAAGGGAACAUGUUUUUGCCUUGAUACAAAUUACCCAUAGUCUGAUACAUUUCCCCUUGACCAAUGUUUAUCUGGGUCUAUACUGGCCAGGAGAAUGAUAACACUGAUCCGUAAUAUAGUAGAGAUUUACUUUGUUCCAGUGUUUCUUAUUUGAAAGACAAUGUUGAAUAAUACUUGUAUUUUUAUUGUUAUCUUUUAUGCUGGCCCAUAAAUCUGGUUGCAGAUACACAAGAAUUAAAAAAAUAAACUUAGUGUCCCACCUCAUUGUUACAGAAAAUUCACUGCUUAUAAUCCGUACUUUCUAAAGAUAAAACAAUUUAGCAGUUAUUUAUGUUUAUUUUUUUGUGUGCCCUAACAAAGCAGGGAAUCAUAUUUUAUAGCCUGCAUAUGACCAGAAACUCAAUUGUGUAUAUGUUGAUCUGUGCUUACAGGAUCUGCCUGCUGGCUCUGUACCUGUUCCAUCCUUUAAGGAUGAAUAUAAUUUGGGUGACAUUUACCUUGGGGUUGAAUACAUAUACCAGCAGUGUCAAGAAAUGGAAGAUGAUUUCAACAGUGCCUGUACUGUAAGUGUUUAAGAUUUAAGCCAUAAGGGGAAACCAAUAAUGACAGACAAAUUGGAAAAAUAAAUUCUAUAACUAAUGUUUUUCCACUUCAGCUAUUGUGUCCUAUAUUUUUAAAUUCCCUGGCCAAUUCCUGACAUUUCUGACUUUGGUAAAUUGUCUGUUUUUGACUGCAGGGUGGUUGUGUUUGUGUAGUGUCAGUGUGUGAAUGAAGUUUGAGUUUAGUUUGGGUGUGUGUGCAGUGUGUAUUUGUGUGUAAUUCCAAAUGUAUUUUUGUUUUCUUUUGGACUUCUUGAUCUCAAUGCUCACACACUUGUGUUAUCUCCAUCCCCUAGUUUCCUAUUUACAAUUUAAACACCCAUUUAACAUUAUUUUCUGUGGUUAGACCAACUUGCCAUUUACAAUUUUUCAAUGAAAAAUUACCUAUUGCAACUUAUGGUCUGUCUUGGAUUCUAGUUAUCAGUUUUACUUGUUCAAGCUUCUCUUCAUUGGUUGUCUUGUAACCAAAAUUAUCCAAUAUACGUAAUUAUUUAUUCAUAUUUUCUUUUUAAAGGAACACCUCAUUAAAUAACUAUGUUUGUGUCGCUGCCAGGUGACUGCUGUGCACGGUUUCUGCCAUCUUCUAGGUUACAGACAUGACAAUGUGGAAGAAUGGAGGCAGGUCAGUCCAUAUUAAAUACGUGUAUAUUAAGCCAAACACUAACCCAAUGAUAAAAUGUUUUAUGUGUAAAGUGUUAUGUUACAUGUACAAUGUGGUUCAUUAGUUUAAAAAAAAUAAAAUGCUUUAUUCAGGGUUGUGAAGGUUCCUGUUGAAUUACUCAUCUAGAGUCCUAUGUUUUUCCAUAAGAUUGCACAUACACAGGGCCAGAUUAAGAGCCCAGUGGGCCUGGUGCUGACAAUUAUGAUGGGCCUAAUUACAGAAUCUUAUCGACCAAAAACCUCUCAAGUCAUACCUCUCAAGCGUCAUGUAUCUGAUGGAGAUGGUGUUGGAGGGAAACUCAAAGGAUGCAGCUAUAAGAAAACACAUACUCUAUGCUAAUCUCUCUCUAAUUUAUGCUUUCAUCUUUCAAGCAAAUCCAUAUCCCCUAACAGCAGUGUCCAGUGAAGCAGGAAGUCAGUGGGCGGAGUAAAAGGGUGGGCAACUGACGCGAAUCAUGUGACCAGAACUGCCAAAAGGGGCGAACAUGCCCAAAAAGGGGGCAAGUCUGUCCAAAGAAUUGGAAGGCCAGCCUGGCAUCAAUGUCCCCAUUUUUACCAGUGUCAACAUGUCUGUGUGUCCCGUGUCACUAGGAUACAUGGGGACACUGGGAGACAAGGGGGCACUGAGACAUUUGGGGACACUGGGAGAAAUGGGGUCACAGACACUAGGGACACAUACAUGUGGACACAGAUACUGGGAGACAUGGAGAAACAGACAUUUGGUGAAACUACGACACUAGGGACACUGAGAGACAUGGAAACACAAUGUCCCCAUUUUUACCAGUGUCAACAUGUCUGUGUGUCCCGUGUCACUAGGAUACAUGGGGACACUGGGAGACUAGGGGACACAGACACUAGGGACACUGGCUGGGAGGCAUGGGGACACUGGGAGCACUUGUGGACAUAGACAUGGGGACACUGGGAGACAUGGGGACACAGACACUAGGGACACUGGCUGAGAAACAUGGGGACACUGGGAGACAUGAGGAUACAGACAUUUGGGGACACAGAGACAUAAGGGACACAGACACUGGAAGCAAUGGGGACACUAGGGACACUGGCUGGAAGAGAUGGGGACACUGUGUCCCUAGUGUCUGUGUCCCAAUGUGUCUCCUUAUGUCUCACAGUGUCCCCAUGUAUCUCAGCGUCCCCAUUUCUCCCAGUGUCCCCUAGUGUCUCAUUGUCCCCAUGUCUUCCAGUCAGUGGUGUAUCCUGGUUUUGUGCUGCCCUAGGCAGGACAAAACUCAGGCACCUCCCUCCCCUCUGCCCCACCUUCUAAAUACACACACAGUCAGACACACUCAGACACACACACACACACACAGUCAGACACACACACACACAGUCACACAGUCAAACACACACACACAGUCAGACACAAACACACAGACACACACACACACACACACAAUCACUCACAUUAACACUUUUUUAUUUAACCGCCCCCAGCCUCCUUACCUUUGGGAAUGCUGGGGGGUUCUCUCUCUCCCUGGGGUCCAGUGGCUGCCGGUCGGGCUGAUGGGCUGGCUACUGGGCGGGUGGCUGGCGAGGGAGCACUUCCUCUGAGCGGUCUGCUCAGCUCCCUCGCGCGCCGCAGAUAUGAUGUCAUAUUCCGGCUCCCAGCCUCACUCUGUGGCGCGCGAGGGAGCUGAGCAGACCGCUCAGAGGAAGAGCUCCCUCGCCAGCCACUGGGAGACAUGGGGGGACACUGGGAGACAUGGGGACACUGGGAACAGGGACGUAUUAGCCGCGAGGCAAACAAGGCAUUUGCCUUGGGCGGCAUUUUUCAGGGGCGUCAAAAAACGCUGUGCUGGCGGGCGGCGCUGGCUGAUGGGGGGGGCGGCUGGCGAGGGAGCUCUUCCUCUGAGCGGUCUGCUCAGCUCCCUCGCGCGCCGCAGAGUGAGGCUGGGAGCCGGAAUAUGACAGCAUAUUCCGGCUCCCAGCCUCACUCUGCGGUGCGCGAAGGAGCUGAGCAGACCGCUCAGAGGAAGUGCUCCCUCGCCAGCCGCCCCCCCAUCAGCCAGCGCCGCCCGCCAGCCCAGCGUUUUUUGCCGCCCCCUGAAAAAUGCCGCCCAAGGCAAAUGCCUUGUUUGCCUCGCGGCUAAUACGUCCCUGCUCCCAGUGUCCCCCCAUGUCUCCCAGUGGCUGGCGAGGGAGCUCUUCCUCUGAGCGGUCUGCUCAGCUCCCUCGCGUGCCACAGAGUGAGGCUGGGAGCUGGAAUAUGACAUCAUAUUCCGGCUCCCAGCCUCACUCUGCGGCGCGCGAGGGAGCUGAGCAGACCGCUCAGAGGAAGUGCUCCCUCGCCAGCCGCCCGCCCAGUAGCCAGCCCAUCAGCCCGACCGGCAGCCACUGGACCCCAGGGAGAGAGAGAACCCCCCCAGCAUUCUCAAAGGUAAGGAGGCUGGGGGCGGUUAAAUAAAAAAGUGUUAAUGUGAGUGAUUGUGUGUGUGUGUGUGUGUGUGUGUUUGACUGUUGACCGUUUUUUGCCGCCCCCUGAAAAAUGCCGCCCAAGGCAAAUGCCUUGUUUGCCUCACGGCUAAUACGUCCUUGCUCCCAGUGUCCCCAUGUCUCCCAGUGUCCCCUAGUGUUUCAGUGUCCCCAUGUGUCCCCUAGUGUCUGUGUCCCCAUGUCUCCCUGAUGCCUUUCCCCCCUAUCCUUCACAUACCUGAGCUGUAGUCUGUCUUUGCAAGCUGGGAGCUGCUGUCUGGACUCUCUGUGCUGUGUAGCUGCUUCCCCGGUGGUCAUUGAGUAGAGAGAGGCAGGGAUAUGCUGUAACUUCCUAUCCCUGCCUCUCUCUAACACAGUGACCCCUACUGGCCAGUGCUGGUAUUGCAGAGUAAUCUCCGAUUAUACUGAGAAAAAUAUUUGCAUUUGUAUUGCCAGUAUUACUGCAAUACCAACACGGCCAGGCAGCCUCAAAUACCAGCUGUGCCCUAAAAUACCAGUCAGGUGGUAAACCUAAGAGUAGUGUAUGUUUUUUGUUUUUUUUAAAUGGGCCUAUUUCAUGGGCCUGGAGCUGCAGCUCCAUCAGCCCCUAUGUUAAUCUGACCCUGCGACACACACUUGCACCUGUCAUUACUGAGCUGAAUCUGACAAGGGGUGAUCAGUAGCAUUGUGGAUGUAAACCAUAUUUCUCUUCAACAGAUGUUUGAAAAAGAAAGAGAGAUUCUGACGGAGAUAAAUAAAGUGACCGGAUACACCUUGAAGCCUCUGACUACAAACUAUUUGUAACCAUAACUUGGACAUCUUAUCCAUAUGUCAAGAUACUUUACUUACAUGGUUUCUAAACACAUGAAACUGUGAAAGACAUUGUAUAUUUCAAAGUUCAAAAUGUGUCUUUCUUUCAGGUUGUUUUUUUUUUUUUUUUUUUUAAUUCUUUUAAAGAAAACUAGGCCCUAUUAUAUUUGGAAAUGAAUGGCAGCAUCGAGUACUCUACAUACUUUAAGACCUUGCACUCAUAAUGUUAAUAUUUGUAAAUAUUUUUUAUAUUAAACUGAACUUAAA
Pelobates cultripes (western spadefoot toad) is the source of this 14404-nucleotide messenger RNA. Lineage: Eukaryota; Metazoa; Chordata; Amphibia; Anura; Pelobatidae. The record is from the annotation of a GenBank genome assembly.